AACCUGGCCGUUCGGGCUGCAGCAGCGCCGAGGUCGACGUCGCGCGUCGGUGUCGGUGUGAAUCGUCCUGCCGCUCGUCCAGCCCCGCAGACCUCACUCGGAUCUCGGUGUGCGUCUGCCUUGAUGUGACGAUGGCAGACAGCUCUCAGUGUUUCUACUGCCGGGAGGAUCUGGGAGGGAAGAGGUUUGUUCGCAGCGAGGGAAAGCCCGUCUGCGUUCGCUGCCACACCAAGUUUUGCGCCAACACCUGCGCCGAGUGCCGUCGACCCAUCGCUGUGGAGACCAAGGAGCUGAGCCACAAAGGACGCUCCUGGCAUGAAGAGUGUUUCCGUUGCACCAAGUGUUACAAGCCUCUGGCCAAGGAGCCGUUCAACACCAAGGAUGACCGUAUCAUGUGUGUGAAGUGUUGCUCRAGAGAGGAUGCUCCGCGCUGCCAUGGCUGCUACAAAUCCAUUCCAGCGGGCACAGAGACGGUUGUGUACAAAGGAAACUCGUGGCACGACGAGUGUUUUACUUGCAGCGGCUGUAAAAGACCCAUCGGUUCUCAGAGUUUCCUCACCAAAGGAAAUGAUGUUUACUGUAACCCGUGCUAUGAUGAAAAAUUUGCCAAACAUUGCGUCAGCUGCAAAAAGCCAAUAACCUCUGGAGGAGUGAACUACCAGGAGCAGCCGUGGCACAGCCACUGCUUUGUGUGCAGCUCCUGUUCAAAGCCUCUGGCCGGGACCAGUUUCACCAACCACCAGGACCAGGUCUUCUGUGUCGACUGUUACAAGAGCUCUGUGGCCAAGAAGUGCAGCGGCUGCCAGAACCCCAUCACAGGUUUUGGUAAAGGUGUGAAUGUUGUGAACUUUGAGGGCGGCUCGUGGCACGAAUACUGCUUCAACUGCAAGAGAUGCUCCCUCAAUCUGGCCAACAAACGAUUUGUGACCAAAGGAAGAGACAUCCUCUGCUCUGACUGUGACGACAAGGACUGAUGUGUUGAAUCAAACGAAACAAUAAGAAUAAUCCAGCUUUCUAGCUUUUUAGUGUUUUUACAAAAAAGGACCGUGCCUACAUUUCAAUAUAAUUUCUGUGGUGUUUACUGAGGGUGUUAUUUCUACCACAUCAUACUUGUAAUGUACAAUGAGCUGAAAUAACAUCUCUUAUAUAUUGAAGCAACUUGUGAAGGUUUUUCUUCAGUCACAUAAAAUACAUGAAUAAAAAUAAGAACUAUGCAACAAAUGGCAAGUUUCCCCAAGUAACAGAGAUAAACUUGGUUGGGUAUUUGCUGCUGAAAUAAAUCCACAGGUUGUGUCAGUUUCAUUCUUCUGUCUGUUUUUGUAAAGCUGGUCUAAAAACGAUUUGAUCUGCAGCGACUCAAGUUGUUGAUGCGUUCAAAUAACUGAGAACUUGUUUUAUAUAUUUUUAAAGUUCAUGUUUUUAAUGAUGCACGAAGCUAAAAUAAAGUGUUUUAAAUUGUAUUACUGUUAUAAUCACCUUAGUGCCUGUCUUUUUCCUUUUAUUUUUAAAGCAAUAUCAUUCCAGGAUUAAAUUAUCAUUAUUUUAAAUAAAUUAUUUACCAAAAUAUAUUUGAUCUGUAAAACUUUAUGCACUUUUCUAAUCCUUUUUCUCUCCACAAAAAGAAAAAUAAUUGUGACAUUAAAAUAUUCGCCGCAUGGUUUGUCAUUGCAGUAAAACGAAAUAAACUUUCUGCACCAAACAAAA
Messenger RNA from Austrofundulus limnaeus, 1704 nucleotides. RefSeq names its product four and a half LIM domains protein 1. The coding region runs from base 132 to 974 and encodes 280 amino acids. Gene Ontology annotation, molecular function: transmembrane transporter binding. Lineage: Eukaryota; Metazoa; Chordata; Actinopteri; Cyprinodontiformes; Rivulidae. The transcript is spliced from 6 exons. The record is from RefSeq and is a predicted model, not a curated record. Gene Ontology annotation, biological process: muscle organ development.